This is a messenger RNA of Linnemannia hyalina, 2295 nucleotides long. Lineage: Eukaryota; Fungi; Mortierellomycota; Mortierellomycetes; Mortierellales; Mortierellaceae. The record is from the annotation of a GenBank genome assembly.
AUGUCAGCACUGCACUCGCUUCUAAAGACCUCCACCACGUGGCUUCCUAGGAUACCGUCUAUCCAUGCCCUCUCCACGACCCGGUCUUCAUCAGUCUUAUCCCGCAGCUCCAACGCACCGUUAACGGCAUCCAGAUGGUCCCUAUCACCUUCAAUCCCCCGACAGCCCUUCUCAACCACCGGAGUAUCUGCCAUCUACGCCAACCGCACUCCUCGACCAAAGCAGCGUGUCAUCAAGGAACAAAAAUUGAAGGCUUCCCGCAGCAUCCCCGCAACCUCAGGAAAUGCUGCUCACAAGGCCCGAUUUAGCGGAAAGUCUCCAUCGGCUGAUCAAGUCGCUAAAUCCCAAGCACGUCAAUGGAAAACGGCAGACAGCGUCAGCAAAUCAACGGCGUUCACCAAACCUGCGCCUCGGAAGCGAGUCAUGUCAACCUCAAUCUCUGUCACCUCGCUCGAAAAGGGAUCCAGAAACCCUCAGUUCGAGCAUUCGUUCGCACCAGGAUUCGCAUCAUCCUAUCGUGCCAAAGCUGCCCGUGGUGCACCCCUCAAGACAGGAAAUACAGGACGUGACAAGGCCGCUGCCGCUGAGAGGACGCUGAUCGAGGCAGGAGCCAGGAGGAAAUCAGGACCCAAAAUUCGCGGAUUCGUUCCUGUGCGCUUCGCAUUGAAACCCAUCGCAUCGGAUGUCAACCUGAACCUAAUCUCGACACGAAAAAUUGCUGCAUCAAAGUACGCCAUGUAUGCUCAGUCCGAAUCAGGAUCGGCCGUUGAAGGAGAGGGGCCAGUAUUUGCGCAGACCCAGGGGACGGUAAAGGACAUGAUGCAGCAAGUUGCUAACAGUCGAUUCGAAAGCAUGGGUCUCCAUCCCGAUGUCGAGAAGGGAGUCUUGGAACUUUUGGCAAAGGCCGCAGGAGGGUCCCGACCAACCGCAUCGCCAGCAUUGGAACUGGAUCUAACCGGUAUCAAGCCCACAGAGAUCCAGGCAAUGUCGAUCCCUGCCUCGAUCGACCCCCAUAAAAAAUCACCCUACACCCUUUGUGCAGCCGAAACUGGAUCAGGAAAAACUCUGGCUUAUCUGCUUCCUGUCCUCCACGACCUCAAGACACAGGAGGACAACGCGGUGAAGGCAUUUCAGGAUGAGGGAGGCAUCGACCAGGAAGGCAGCAAAGUUCGCGCACUCAACACGAUUCGACAGUACAAUCAACCACGCGCCAUAAUUCUUCUUCCCUCGCGUGAGCUGGUGGCUCAGGUGUCGGGGAUCCUCAAAGACCUCUCACACACAGUCAAGUCGAGGACCCUUACUCUGUCGCAUGCCAUGUCGCCUAAGAGUGUUUUCCAGAGAUUGGCGUCGGGACCUGUGGACAUUGUUGUUGCUACGCCUACCAGUCUGUUGGACUACUUGCCAAGGGAUCAUGCUCGGUCAAGUGGGAGAGAGGCUAGUCAGCGAGAUGAGGAUGAAAGGAAGUUCAGAGGAAGCGCCAAUAUGCUGGAGGAAAAUCGACUCUCUUUGGCGUCGCUGAGGUAUCUUGUCAUUGACGAGGCGGACUCGAUGUUUGAUCGCGGAUUCGGGACCGAGGUGACCAAGAUUGUUCAGAAGGCCAAGGCUGUCGUCUCCAAAACAGAAGGUCCAGCCAAGAUCACUGUCGUGUCUGCCACCUUGCCCAAGAAGGUUUCUGACACCCUCGACGAGAUUUUGCCAGGGUUGCUCAAGAUCACGACGCCGUCAUUGCACAAGUCGCUCCCUGGCUUGCACCAAACCUUCUUGGACUUGAAGCCAUACUUUGGGAACCGACCCAAGGCCAUUUUGGAUAUUUUGGCCAAGCAGCAACAGAUUCAAGCGGCGGUACCGGGCGGCAGGCGGCGGAAAGAGAACACGCUGAUUUUUUGCAACACCAAGCAUUCGUGCGAGAUCUUGCACGAACACUUGAAGACGAACAAGGUUCAUGGUGUCCUGGGCGUGCUUCAUGGCGAUGCUACCAACCGAGACGAGAUUCUGCGCCAGUUCACCGAUGACGAUUACAUACCCCCAACCCCCGCCGGUCAAAAGUCUACUGCCACAGUCGGUGGCAAGAUUCUGAUUUCGACGGACAUUGCAUCGCGAGGUGUUGACACGACAGCUGUUCAACAUGUGGUGCUGUAUGAUUUUCCAGUGACGAUUGUUGACUACCUUCAUCGCGUUGGCCGUACAGCCCGAGGAGGCCGUGGUGGGCGGGCAACUAGUCUUGUGGGCAGGAAGGACCGGAACAUGGCUGAGCGCAUCAUGAUCGGUAUCCGUCUCGGCAAGGUUCUUUCUUAA